This is a messenger RNA of Nerophis lumbriciformis (worm pipefish), 1905 nucleotides long. NCBI's taxonomy places the organism in Eukaryota, Metazoa, Chordata, Actinopteri, Syngnathiformes, Syngnathidae. The record is from RefSeq and is a predicted model, not a curated record.
AUGCAAUGGCCGUCGCUAGUAGUCGGUCUAGUCCUGCUAAGACUGUCUGUAAGCCUGUGGCUCGCCUUCGGACUCGCAGCUUACGUUAGCUUGGGCAUCGGGGACUCCGGCAGUGCUGAGGAGUCCCGGACCGGGGAGAGGGAAAGCGACGACUCGUGGUCUCAGCGGAUAAGCGGUUACAAACAUGAGGAAGCCACCGGGACCUGUGCCAAGGUGACGGGGGAUUCACCGAAAAGGUCCUACCUGAGCUUCUUCGACGGAAAUAAGGAUGACUACGUCAGGAGAUACAGCUCCUUCUCGGCUACAAUGAAAGCCACAAUGAAGGAGAAGGCCAGAGAAAUGUUCUACUUUGGAUAUGAUAACUACAUGAAAUAUGCUUUCCCUAAAGACGAGCUCAACCCAAUUGACUGCGAGGGCAGGGGUCCGGACGUGCAGAACCCCUCCAAUAUUAACAUCAAUGAUGUCCUGGGAAACUACUCGCUAACGCUCAUUGACACCUUAGAUACCCUACUGGUGCUUGGAAAUGUCACUGAGUUCCAGCGGGCUGUCGAGCUGGUGAUCGACACCGUGUCUUUUGAUAAGGAUUCAACGGUGCAGGUUUUUGAGGCCAAUAUCAGGAUAUUAGGCAGCCUCAUUUCAGCUCACAUUCUACUCACGGAUUCCAAGCAUCCGUUUGGGAGGGUGAAUUUGGAGGGUUACGACGACCAGCUGCUACACUUGGCCCAUGAUCUGGCCUUGCGCCUCCUGCCGGCCUUUGAGAACACCAGCACGGGCAUCCCCUAUCCAAGAGUGAAUCUAAAAACCGGAGUCCCGUCCGGUAGCAUUAAUGAGACGUGUACUGCGGGAGCUGGAUCCCUGCUGGUGGAAUUUGGAAUUCUGAGCCGUUUGACUGGAGAUUUUACGUUUGAGUCUGUGGCUCGGCGAGCUGUCAGAGCCCUUUGGAAGCUGAGGAAUAGCGAAACUGGUUUGUUAGGCAACAUCGUCAACAUCCAAACCGGCCACUGGGUGGGCAAGCAGAGCGGCUUAGGUGCUGGCAUGGACUCCUUCUAUGAGUAUUUACUCAAGUCAUACAUUCUGUUCGGUGAAAAGGAGGACUAUGCCAUGUUCCAAGCUGCCUACGAUAGCAUCCAAAACCACUUGAGGCGAGGGCGAGAGUCGUGCAAUGAAGGAGAAGGCGACCCUCCCAUCUACGUCAACGUGAACAUGAUGAGCGGCAAGAUCAUGAACACCUGGAUUGACUCUCUUCAGGCCUUUUUUCCUGGGCUGCAGGUGCUAAAUGGUGAUGUGGAAAAUGCUAUUUGCCUCCAUGCCUUCUAUUAUGCCAUCUGGAAGCGCUUCGGGGCUUUACCGGAGAGGUACAACUGGAAGCGGCAGGCUCCUGAUGUUCUCUUUUACCCACUCAGACCUGAGCUAGUGGAGUCCACGUAUCUGCUCUAUCAGGCGACCAAAAAUCCUUUCUACUUGCAUGUGGGAAUGGACAUCCUUGAGAGCCUUGAAAAUAAUACCAAAGUCAGAUGCGGCUAUGCUACCCUCCAUCACGUUGUGCACAAAUCCAAAGAAGAUCGCAUGGAGAGUUUCUUCCUAAGUGAAACCUGCAAAUACCUUUAUCUACUAUUUGACGAGGACAACCCGCUCCACAAAUCAGGUAACAAGUACAUCUUCACCACUGAGGGUCAUGUGAUGCCCGUUGACAAGCGAUUCCGAGAGAAACGAUGGAGCGGAAUGUGUCAGCAAGAAGACGAUGUGGAGCAACAGACGGAAACGAUCGAGCAGCCCUCACGGAACAUCAGCAAGGUAGGGAUAACAGUCUUGGGCUGCAUCCGGAUCCCCGAUGCGAGGCGCUACACGCUGCCCCUGAAGAGUGUCUACAUGAGGCAAAUUGAUCAAAUGGUUGGGUUGCUCUGA